GAAGGUGGGGGAGUGGAGGUGCGGCGGUGCCGAUUUGCGGUGAAGAGGAAGAAGGAAGAGGACGAGGGAGGAGGGAGGAAUGGUGCAAUAGCGUCAGGAUAACCCAUCGCCGUCAUCGUCAUCCCGAUCCGAACCCCCUCUCCCCGAUCACGUAUAAAUCCCAGCUGCUUCGUCACCGCGCUGCUGCUGCUGCUUUAAUGCCCAAUUCCCGUCCCGUGGUGCGCGGGGCGCUGCUGCUGCUGCGACCCAGGGUGCAUUGGGUGCGAGGGAGUGAUUGCCGUCGUCGCGGUGUGAGUGAGUGAGCUUUGGACAACGGAAUUUGGGGCGUGGGAAGUAGUAGUGGGGUUGUUGCCGCGGAGGGAAAGAGGGAGGAAGGGAAUGAGCUGAUUCCGCCAUGGGGCGAUCGUUCAGGGUGGUGAUCCUCGGGGGCGGAACGGCGAGCGGAUACGCAGCGUCGGAGUUCGUGAAGCAUGGGUUGAAUCCCGGGGAUUUGUGUGUUAUCUCGCAAGAAAUGGUUGCACCAUAUGAGCGCCCUGCUUUGAGUAAGGGAUACUUGUUAGCCAAAGAACCUGCGCGGUUACCUGCUUUUCAUACGUGUGUGGGUGUGGGGGAGCAAUCGCAUCCUGCUAAAUGGUUUCAAGAAAAAGGGAUCGAGUUGGUUUUGGGAACUCGCGUUACACAAGCAAAUGUUAGAGAUAAAACUCUUUUGACUGCUGCGGGUGAAACCAUUUCGUACUCCAUCCUGAUUGUUGCAACGGGCGCUCGGGUUCUGAAGCUGGAUGAGUUUGGGGUCACGGGAGCAGAUGCAAAGAACGUUUGCUACCUUCGAGACAUCAAAGAUGCGACGUAUCUCGUGGAUGCGAUGGCAGAGUGUCGGGAGAAAGGCGGGAAGGCUGUUGUGAUUGGCGGUGGCUACAUUGGGAUGGAGUGUGCCGCAGCCCUCCACGGGAAUCGUAUUCCUGUGACCAUGGUGUUCCCGGAAGAUUACUGCAUGCCUCGCUUAUUUACACCAGAGAUUGCAAGAUAUUAUGAAGAUUACUACAUGAAGAAGGGUAUACAGUUUCGAAAAGGGAACGUCCUGUCUUCAUUUGAGUGCGACGAAUCGGACAAGGUGACUGCAGUCAUACUGAAAGACGGAAGUCGAAUAGACGCAGACAUUGUGGUUGUGGGCAUCGGUAUACGCCCCAACGUGGACCUUUUUGAAGGGCAGCUCAUGCUGGAGAAAGGGGGCAUCAAAGUGAAUGGCAAAAUGCAAAGUGUGAGCAAUGCGUCCGUGUAUGCAGUGGGAGACGUGGCGACCUUUCCCAUGCCGAUGUACAGCGAUGUGAGGAGGCUGGAGCAUGUGGAUCACGCUCGCAAGUCUGCAGCUCACGCUGUGCAGGCCAUCCUGAUGGGGAACAAAGUGGACAAUUACGACUACCUUCCUUACUUCUACUCCCGGGUCUUCACGCUGUCGUGGCAAUUCUACGGCGACAACGUGGGUGAUAGUGUGCUAUUCGGUGACCAAAUUGUAGGCAAGUUCGGGGCUUUCUGGGUGCACAAUGGGAGAUUGGUAGGGGCGUUUCUGGAGGGAGGGUCCAAGGUAGAGUAUGCGGCACUAGCCAAGGCAGCCAGAGAACGGCCACAUGUAAAGGAUAUUAGUAUGUUAAAGAAACAAGGUCUUGAUUUUGCACUGACGGUAGCGGAGCCUACUCCACAGAUGUCAUUGAUGAGUUCUAUCACCUCGUCCGAGAGCAACCUCUUGUUCACCCACCCUUCGACGUGGGCGCUUCAAGCAGGUGGUGGCUUAGCCCUAGGAUUGGCCGUUGUUGGGGUUAUAUACUGGUUUGGCAGCAGGAGAUCCAGAAAACUGUGAUUCAAAACAAAAACGUGGUGCCGCUAAUGCUUGAAUAUCUAUCUUUCUCUCCCCUUUUAAUUACUUUGUGUAUUUACUUUU
Molecule: messenger RNA, 1936 nt
Organism: Physcomitrium patens
Lineage: Eukaryota; Viridiplantae; Streptophyta; Bryopsida; Funariales; Funariaceae
Product: monodehydroascorbate reductase 4, peroxisomal
Cellular component (GO): cytoplasm
Molecular function (GO): oxidoreductase activity, acting on NAD(P)H
Source: RefSeq, a predicted model, not a curated record